GGCUGCUGUUUGGGUGAGAGGUCAGCUACCAGACAGAAUACGUUAAGCGAUUUGGUUUCUCGUCGCGUAUGCUGCAUCCCGGGACAAUGUGACCCUGCUCAGAUCACCUUCAUUAGCUAUCGUAAACCGUUGCAAAGUGGGCCAGUCAACGUGCAAGAUUGACUGAACUAGAAUUCAAGGGAACUGCACCGGGACAGAUAGACAGCACCGGUAUCUGUUAGCUACGGUCUACCCGGCUGCAGCGUUCCACAGCAGCGGGAGCUCCAUCAAGCCAUGCGACAGUGGUGUCUCCCGGCUGCGGCCCCGCGAACGGAACCUCUGCCCUCUGGGCGCCUUUCACCUACGUUAUCAGAUGCCAGGAUGGAGGGUUGCGAGGUGGAGCCGCGCUACACCAUUGAGCAGAUUGACCUCCUCCAGCGCCUUCGCCUGUCAGGGAUGACCAAGCCUCAGAUCAUCCAGGCCUUGGAGUCCCUGGAGCGGUUAGAACCCGACCACCGCCCCGCCUACUGCAAUGACCCUCACCCCGCCAUCCCUGCCAACAACACCACCCUUACCGCAGCUUCUGCCCCAGCCCCUUCCUCCUCCUCCUCUUCCUCCUCCUCUUCCUCCCUCUCCCUGGCCUCUGCAACCACGCAAACCCCUGGGCUCGACGGUGCAUCCCUGUCACCUAGCAACAGCUACGAGGCCUCACCCCCGCCACUGUACCCUCCAGGGGUCGGAGUUCAGCGGUCAUUUAGCUAUGACAUCAUGGCUGAGGAGGACUGGGACUUGGAGGAGAAGGUGGAGGAAUACAUGAGGAGGGACAGUAAUCUGGUGAAGGAGGAGAUCAAGACGUUCCUCAACAACCGCAGGAUAUCACAAGCCAUUGUCGGACAGGUCACAGGCAUAAGUCAGAGUUAUAUUUCCCAGUGGUUGUUGCAGCAGGGCCUGGAGAUGAGCGACACCAAACGCAGAGCAUUCUACCGCUGGUACCUGUUAGAGAGGAACAACCCAGGGCUGAGGUGGAGUGAAAGCCAGCACGGCCCGGCGGCUCUGGGCCCUGGUCUUGGCCAGGGGCCAGGGCAGAACCCGGGCUCGGGACCCAGGACUGUCAGGGGAGGGGACAGAGACCUUGCCGUAGGGACGGCGGGGAACGCAGCCACGGGUGCCACUGCCGCGGCCACCGCCGCCACCACCUGGGGCAGACAGAGAGAGCUGCUGAUGCACCUGCUCCCAUGGUACACAGCGGCGGCGGCACAGCAGGUCCAGCCAGGUGCAACCUUGUCCAUGCGCUCUCUGGUGAAGGAGGAGCCUGACUGGAGGACCGGGGUCAGCCCCGGGGAGAGGGCAGGGGUCGUGGGCGGCCCCUUAAGGCUGCGGAGGGGAAGCAGGUUCACCUGGAGGAAGGAAUGCCAGUCAAUCAUGGAGAAUUUCUUCAUGGAGAACCAGUACCCAGAUGAGGCAAAAAGAGAGGAGAUUGCCAACGCCUGCAACUCCGUUAUCCAGAAACCAGGAUGCAAACUGUCUGAGUUUGAGCGUGUCACAGCGUUGAAGGUGUACAAUUGGUUCGCCAACCGGCGGAAGGAAAUGAAGAGAAGGGCUAACAUCGAGGCAGCCAUUUUGGAGAGUCACGGUAUUGAGGUUCCGAGCCCGAGUUGCCACUCAAAUGGGGAGGAGUUGGAGGUUCACGACUUCGCAGAGCAAGUAAAUCAACGAUUCCUGGACCAGGAUGAGAUCUCCAGGAAGGACCUUGAUCAACAAGACUCCUCAUUGGCUGUCGUCGAGGUCCUUCCCACACCUAGCCCCACCCCUCAGGUUAUGGAACAGAAAACUGACGAAUCGAAAAGGGAGACUGUGGAUGAGGAGUGACAGAUGGGCGAAGUUGUUCAUAAAAGAUCAGAUUUGAAUAUAUAACAGGAUGUAUAAAAAAGAAAAAUGGCCACUGAAUGUCUGUGUUCCCCUAGAGGCCUUCAGGGGCUAUCACAGUCAGACCUAAUAGUUGAAAAGGGUGCUACAGGUCUCUCUGGUGCCUCUAAUGGUAGGGAGGCCACUGUAUGUAUCUACAGUAAUCAUGCUUUAUAGUAAUGGCAAUAUUUAUCUCUGUCUCUAUAUAGUGCAUUCUAAGACAGUCUUAAAAGAAAGAGAACUUCUUACAGGACAUAGGAGUACAUCUCCCACUCUAUAAGCUAAAUGCCUUUAUUUUACAUUUUUCUUUGCUACUUUUGAAAGAUUUUGCGAGUGGUUGUUUAAAUGAACUGGAGUCAUGUGGUUUGUUCUGAGAAUAUUUCAAAACCUGCAGGUCAGGUGUUUUUGAGAAGGUAAGACAGGUGUGUUUGGCUGAAGAAAUAAGGGUGAGGUGGCUUUGUGGGGUUAAUCUUUGGUUUGAUAAUUAUCAUGUCUCCGUAAUAUCAAUGUGAGGAUGCCUUCUGCUGGCUUGAAUGUGUUUGACCUUAUCUUAGUAACCUCAUUAGACUUUGGCCUCAAUCAAUCGAUUGAUUGGUUAAGUAAUCAAUCAACUAGUCCGGUCAGUCAGUGUUAAGAGUCCAACCCUGAGGGAAAAAUGGAAUCUCAGGUAAACCCAAAAAUGGUGGAUAAAGAUGACAAAGAAUGGUCAUAGUGUUACCCGCUUUAAUGCGCUUGUUCAAAAGGAAUGUUUCCUGUAUCAUGUAAUAAUGGUGACUGUUUUCUGCCAAAAUCCCAACUGUAUCUGUAUAUCAAUGUACUGUGUGUGUAUAUCUAUUUUUAAUGUCGGCAAGCAAAGCUAGCCCAGGGCUCCAUCAAUUAGGCUUGACAUUACCUUUAUGUCUUUCUUCGUCCAUUAAUGUUUCAUUGAUCAAAUUUGCACUUUUUUUAAUGCGGUAGUAACUGAGAAUUAUUUGCCCUUCUGUUAUCAACAAAUAUGAACCAGUCAAGUGUAAAAUCCCCCAGAAACCCUGAUAAGCGUGACUAGAGUGAACUACUUUGACAUAAAGUAUGAAAUGUAAUAUCGAUACAGCUGUUAUGUCCCAUAAACAGACUUGAGUUUAGACUCAAGAGUUUGGGUUCCAACAUUUUUCCAGGGGAACAUUAAAACAACAUUAUUGAUGGUGUUAAUCAUAACUUGUAAUGUAUGUAAGUGCUGUGAGCACCGGUCCUUGUUCUAUAAUAAGCUAAUACUUGUAUGUAGCUAUAUGUUCUGGAAACCUCAGUGCUGCACUUCUUCGUAAUGAAUGAACAUGAAAGCAUAUGCUAUA
Molecule: messenger RNA, 3212 nt
Organism: Esox lucius (northern pike)
Lineage: Eukaryota; Metazoa; Chordata; Actinopteri; Esociformes; Esocidae
Product: HNF-1_N and homeodomain domain-containing protein
Exons: 11
Coding region: 274-1848 (524 amino acids)
Biological process (GO): positive regulation of DNA-templated transcription
Cellular component (GO): nucleus
Molecular function (GO): double-stranded telomeric DNA binding
Source: RefSeq, a predicted model, not a curated record